This is a messenger RNA of Zeugodacus cucurbitae (melon fly), 3844 nucleotides long. Its product is annotated as longitudinals lacking protein, isoforms H/M/V. Bases 1003 to 3141 code for a protein of 712 amino acids. Gene Ontology annotation, molecular function: DNA binding; protein binding. NCBI's taxonomy places the organism in Eukaryota, Metazoa, Arthropoda, Insecta, Diptera, Tephritidae. Gene Ontology annotation, cellular component: nucleus. Gene Ontology annotation, biological process: regulation of transcription by RNA polymerase II. The record is from RefSeq and is a predicted model, not a curated record. The transcript has 8 exons.
GUAAUUGCAAAAAAUUCUGUUGUUUUUGCGUGAAAUUCUUUGGCUUCGCAGAAUACAAACGAAGCGGCCAGCAUCAACGAACAGCGUUGCAGCGGCAGCAGCGACUCACAAUCGUAUUUGUGAAUUCGAGGCAAUUGGAAGUGAAUUUAACGGCAGCGCAUAGUAGCUUUGCGCGCUAACUGAAAGCGUCAGUCAGAAUUUAACGGUACGCGACAACGGUAGCAAUUUGUUUUGUUUCGUUUUUUUUUUUCUCUAAUGUAUCGGCGACGGAAGUCGGAAGUUGUAAAAACAAAAUUAUGAAAGAAUGUUGUGCCCGAAAGGGGAAGAGCGAGUGAACUUAAUUAACUAAUAACUGUUAAACGGAGAUUGUGUGUGAGCGGGACUACUAGUGAUUUGAACUGGCGAGAGAAUUGCGUUUUGAAAUUAUGUAGUGAAAGACAGGCUUCAUAAAGUGUGUGAAAUUAAAGUGAAAUAAAAAAGUAAGCCCGACAUUCGCCUUCACAACUGAUGCUGCAAGCGCUAUAAGCAAGCGUGAAAAAAUAACAGUAAUUAAAAGAAAUAACAAUUUAUCAAGCAACAAAUACAAAUAGACAACAUAUUUAUGUGUGAGAAAUAGCAUAUAAACCGGGAAGCUGAAAAACAGCUUAAAUAGCAAAAAAUAAAUAAAAAAUAAUUUUAUCAAAAAAUUAAAAAAAAAUUACUUUAAAAAAUAUAAAAUACAAUUUCAUUGCGAAAUCGCAUGAUUAAAACCCUUUACAAACCGUAAAAAGUGACAGUGAUUGUGACAAGUGACGUAACCGUACGCCAAUAUUAAUAAACACGAAAAAUAUUUUCGCUUUUCACUUGCAAUUGAGAACAAAGCGCUUGAUUCAAAUAAAAACAAGAAAAAAAAAUUAAAAGUAAAAAAACCGCAGUAAUUUUAAAGGCAGACACAUUCAGCAAAAAUAAAAACCAGAAAAAACUGCAAAAAAAUCUCAGUAAAAUAUAUAACAGAGGGACACCAUGUUGCCACAACAAUAUUGCCUGCGAUGGAAAUACCAUCACAGUAAUCUGCAGACAAUGUUCUCACAACUGUUGGACCGUGGCUGCUUCUGCGAUGUGACGCUCGCUUGUGAGGGCCAACUGAUACGCGCACAUCGCGUCGUCUUGUGCGCCUGCAGCAGUUUCUUCGACACAGUGCUCACCAAUUAUGCCAGUGAACGCGAUCCGAUUAUCAUAAUGAAGGACGUCACAUUCGCCGAUGUCAAGUGCUUAAUUGAAUUUAUGUAUAAAGGCGAAAUCAAUGUGGAACACGCAAAUUUGGCCUCACUCUUAAAGACUGCAGAUGAUCUCAAAAUCAAAGGUUUGGCGGAGGUUUCGUGGCGCGAUGACGAGGACGGUCCACCACUGCCCAGCGCUGCGACCGAGUUUCACUCACCCACAGCCACACACGGAAAUGAUAUGUACAAUAUGCGUCCAGAGCAACAACGCGCUGGCUCACCGAGUUUCAUGCCACCGCAGCGAUUGUCGCGCGAACGCAAGCUCUCCUCAUCGAAGGAGACGGCGCAUGCGCAUCAUGGCUUACCGACCUUGACGCCCAUACCGCCAACGAGCAGCGCUUCGAUGGUUGCCGUGGCGGCCGCCGCUGCUGCUGCAGCUGCUGUGGCUUCGGCUGCUUCGCCGGUUGAAAGUUAUUUGGGGCCGAAACGCAAACGCGGACGUCCGCCACUAGAUGACGCCUAUGACGUCUUCAAUGUCAGAAAACUCGCACAGUAUGGCAGCCAUUUGGACGCGCAUCAUCAUCAUCAAGCAUACUUAGAGGCGCAGCGCCAGUAUGACGAGCAGCGUCGCCUUGCUGUCAUCUCACCGAUACCGCAGCACUCGUCAACCUCUGUCGCCGCAGCAGCCGCUUAUCACCAACACAUCCAGCAACAACAACAUAAUAAGCGCAUGCGUCAACUGCAGCGGCAGCAGCAACAACACCAGCAGCAGCAGUUGCACCAACAGGAUGAAAUGGAACACGACGAUGCACAAGCAGACCCCGAAUGGAUUACCAGUAAUUUGGAAGUGAAUGUGGGUGGCGGUGGCGACAAUGAGCCAGCCAUUGAGUGUGACACUGAAGUCGCCACAAUGAAGGAACAAAAGUCGGAUAUGGUAGAUGACAAAGAAGCCAACCGUACGGCGAAGCUUGAUGCGAGGAAGCGUAAGGAACGUCAUUCGGAGGAACAUGAAAAGUUGCAUGCACGUGAACGCUCACUAACGCGUAAGCGUUUAAGCGCCGAGGAGCGCGAUGACAACAGCACAAACAAUGAAGAGCGCGAACGCGAAGAGCGUUCAGCACAAAAUGAGACAACUGAACAAAUCCAUGACCAUAAGACCGCCAAUGUGGAUGAGGAGGAUGAAGAAAAGAACAAAGCUAUUGCGUCGGUGCCACAGCCGGUGGAAGAAAUGGAAAACGUGCGACAAUCUAAGGACAAGUCCAGCAACUCUACAUCUAAUACUACAAAUUCCGGCACGCAUAAGCGUGGAAAUAUUAGCAGUGAUCCCAGUGCACCAUUACCAUUGCCGCCGCCUCCAUCGCUACACCAUCCCGCCUAUGGCAAAUAUCCGCCUGAGGGUUAUCUGUUGAAUGAACAUGGCAUAUUGAUGACGCACGAUUUCGUACAUGCGCCGACCGCCUCCAUACCGUCGACAGGUGCAACGGCGAGUUCUUCAAGCGGCACAGUAGUCGGAGCUGCCGGCGCUGCCAAUGGCAAUGAUCAGGAUUAUGUGGACAUAAAGAUGGAAGAGUAUGACGGCACUGAUUUGCGUUUGACCACCGAGGAGAUAUCUGAAUGGCAAGAUGUGAUCAAAAUGGACGAUUACUUGGCUAAAGGACGACGACCGCAAUUCUGGGAGGAACCGUUCACACGACGUGUUUUGGAUGCUAUAAAGAACAAAAGAUUGGAGAUGAAGAAAGCUGCGCGUAUUUUGGGUGUCUCCUAUGGCACUUUAUAUGGACGUUAUCGCGAGGUCUACGGCUGUUUGAAGCACCCUUAUAGCUCCAGUUUUCGCCCAUCACAAUCAAAUCAGUUAGCAGUACAACCGCGUUUUGACAUGGUCUGGCCUUCUCCGAAGCGUGACAGUGGUCUAAUGCCCGGUCCAAUGGGUAGAAAUCGGUAAAAUACGUCCGAAAGAUUUGAGUGAGCUAUGGGCGCGGCCACAGAUUUGAAGAAAACCGCCACAAAAGAAAUCAAAAUGUAAAUAAAUUUGCUGUUUAGUUUAAUAAGCCCAAACGUAUCACCCUAUGAUUAGAAAGUGUUACUAGUACUACUUUUAAUUUAUUUAUAAGUUUUGUAUUACUUUCAAUUUUAUACAUUUAAAAUGUAAAGACACGAUAUAUAUUAUUUAAGAAAAUUAACAUAAAUUUGUAUUAUGACACGGAGAAAAGACAUUGAAAAGACAAUUUAAAAACUCUUUAGUUUUAGUGUGAGGUUAGCUGUAGUUAUUUUCAAAUGACACAACAAUUACACAUACAUAGUUGUAUGUGCACUAAAAGUGUUUAAUUAUUUAGUUCCAUUGAGUAUUAAAAUAAUAUCAGCGCAUUAGCAAAUCCUUAAAUCAAUUGCCUAUGCAAUUAGUAAAUUAGAAUUACUCAUUUGUUUUUCUAUAUAUUUUUCGUAGUUAAAUAAUUCUAUAAAUAUGUACUGUUAAGCUACAAACAAUAAAAUAUACUUAUUUAGAUAUUUUCUGUAAAUAUUUUAACUAUUUUUCGCUAUACUUGUAAACUUCCAGAAGUGCAUACAAUAAAACUAGUUGGCUAAGUGUGUGUGUUAGUAUGCUAAUAUGAUUACAUAAUAAAAAAAUAUAUUUAAUUUCUAUCAAA